Thlaspi arvense is the source of this 1023-nucleotide messenger RNA. The record is from the annotation of a GenBank genome assembly. NCBI's taxonomy places the organism in Eukaryota, Viridiplantae, Streptophyta, Magnoliopsida, Brassicales, Brassicaceae.
AUGUCGACUCCGGAUCCCAACUCCUCCGCAACUGUAACGGUGAAUCCAUCUACCGCCACUACAUCCGUAUCUCCGGCAACACCAGCAGUCACUGUCAGAAUACCGACGUCUCAGCCACCUCCCGCUCCGCCGCCGCCGCCUCCGUCUUAUAGAGCCAUAGCUCCGCUUCACCAUCCUAAUCAGUUUCAUCAAGCGCAUAAUAACGUCUACGCACAGUCAAUCCCAAACCGACGCCCGAAUCCGCCACACCAGCUUCACCAUCCAGACCCGUCAACGGUUCUGUUCCCGUUUGCUCCUCCGGGUCGAGGGUUUACAACCCGACCCGUUCGGAUGAGCUCGCCGCUCGCUGCUGAUCCUUCGGCAACGGCUGCUAAUCAGAGUGGGUACCCUCCUCGCCCGGUUAUGGCGUACAAUCAUCGACAAUUUGGGCCGAAUCAAAUGGAAUCAAUGAUGCAGUUCAUGAGAGCGAGAAAUCCUCAGAUUCAUCAGCUUCCUCAUCCCGGGUCGUGUUCUCCUGCCGGGCCGGGUCCCAUGAGGGGAAUUCCUCACUUUUUGCAACCGCGGGUGUCCCCUCCCCCAACUUCAAUUCUAGACACUGGCAGGAAUAAAAAUGCAAGAAAGCGGGAUGCGGCUCUCGUCCUUGUAAGAGGGAGAAAGGUUAGAAUCACUGAUGGAGCCUCUCUUUAUUCACUUGGUCGAUCGUGGUUGAGAAAUGGUGCUCAUGAAGGAAUUCAGUCGCAAAGGAGCGAUACAAUGAAACCUUUACCAAAGCCAUUACCUGUGGAUACGAUGGAAGCAAGUGUGCCAAAUGAACCAGCUAAAGAACCGUCUGUUGAAGAUAAAGAGGACGAGGAAUCUGUGGAGCAAUUAUCAGAGAAGGAUCUUUUGAAAAUACACGUCGAGCGAGCUAAGAAGGUCCGUGCAGGAUUAAGAGAAGAGAGGUUGAGGAAAAUUGCGAGGUACAAAGCAAGAUUGGCCCUUCUUCUGCCACAAUCCGGAGAGCAAUGCAUAAAGAACGAUUGA